UCCCAUUAAACAUGUUGACGUCAUGUCGUACAGGACGUAGAAGGCGUGGCCUAACAUGUCACACCCGGAAGUGAUGUAGAGUCACCAGACUCGCUGAAAACAACAGAACCAGAACCAGGACCAGACAGAACCUGGUUCCGGAUUCUGUCCGGAGUCUACCGGGUCUUUGGGUCAGCGCAGCGGGCCGACAUGUGGAUCGAACCGGAGGAGGUUCUGCUGGCCGGGGCUCUGUGGGUCUCUGAGCGGGCCAACCCGUUCUUCAUCCUGCAGAGGAGGAGGGGGCACGGCCGCGGAGGGGGGCUGUCCGGUCUUCUGGUGGGGACGCUGGACGUGGUUCUGGACUCCAGCGCCAGGGUGGCUCCCUACAGGAUCCUGCUGCAGACGGCCGACUCCCAGAUCUACUGGAACAUCGCCUGUGGCUCGUCGAGGAAAGAGAUCACGGAGCACUGGGAUUUCCUGGAAUCCAACCUGCUGCAGACGAUCUCCAUCUUCGACAACGAUGAAGAUGUCAUCACCUUUGUCAAAGGAAAGAUCUCGGGCAUCAUCGCGGAGGAGAACCGGCUGAAGCGGAGCGAGGAGCAGGAAGAGAACAGCGGGAAGUUCCUGGAGGCAGAGCUGAAGAUGCGGAAGCUGUUUGGGAUGCCGGAGGAGGAGAAGCUGGUGAACUAUUACUCCUGUAGCUACUGGAAGGGGCGUGUCCCGCGCCAGGGCUGGCUCUACCUGUCCAUCAACCACCUGUGCUUCUACUCCUUCCUGCUGGGCAAGGAAGUGACGCUGGUGGUGCCGUGGACCGAGGUGACCCAGCUGGAGAAGAACGCCACCCUGGUGUUCCCGGAGAGCGUCCGCGUUAGCACCCGGAACGCCGAGCAUUUCUUCUCCAUGUUCCUGAACGUCAACGACACCUUCAAGCUGAUGGAGCAGCUCGCCAACAUCGCCAUGCGCCAGCUGCUGGACAACGAGGCGUUCGCCGCCGACCGCUCGCUGCCCAAGGCCUGCAAGACGCUGAAGAACGUCUCUGCCCUGAAGAGAGACUUCGACGCCCGGGCCAAGAACGAGCGGUACCGGUCCAUGUUCCGGCUGACGCAGGACGAGCGGCUGGACGGACACACGGACUGCACGCUGUGGACGCCGUUCGCCAAGAUGCACGUAGUGGGUCAGCUGUUCAUCUCCAACAACUACAUCUGCUUCAGCAGCAGAGAGGAGGACCUGUGCCAGCUCAUCAUCCCGCUCAGAGAGGUGACCAUCGUGGAGAAGGCAGACAGCAGCAGCGUCUUGCCGUGUCCCGUCUCCAUCAGCACCAAGAACAAGAUGAACUUCCUGUUCGCCAACCUCAAAGACAGGGACUUCCUGGUUCAGCGGAUCUCAGACUUCCUGCAGCGGACGCCGGACGGCUCGUGGAGCGACACCAACCCGCUGUCUCUGAUUGGCUCCUCGGGCUCCACCAGCGUGGAUUCUGUCCACAAGGGGCGCCAUUACCACGGCGGCCUGCCCACCGCCCAGCAGGGCCUGCUGCGGCUGUACCAGCAGGACGGCCCGGAGGACCUCGGCCCGAAAGCUAUGAAGGAGCGGAUGAAGGAGGAGGCGUGGAACAUUCACUUCUCCGAGUUCGGCCGGGGCGUCUGCAUGUACAGAACCUCCAGAACCCGAGAGCUGGUUCUGAACGGGAUCCCGGAGCGCCUGAGGGGGGAGCUGUGGCUGCUGUUCUCCGGCGCUCAGAACGAGAUGGCGUCCCACCCUGGUUACUAUGGCGACCUGGUGGAGCAGGCCAUGGGCCUCUGCUCAUUGGCUACCGAGGAGAUCGAGCGCGACCUUCAUCGCUCGAUGCCUGAACACCGAGCCUUCCAGAACGAGACGGGCAUCGCCGCGCUGCGCCGCGUCCUGACGGCCUACGCCCACCGCAACCCCAACAUCGGCUACUGCCAGGCCAUGAACAUCGUCACGUCCGUCCUGCUGCUGUACGGAACCGAGGAGGAGGCCUUCUGGCUGCUGGUGGCGCUGUGCGAGCGCAUGCUGCCCGACUACUACAACACCCGGGUCGUAGGAGCACUGGUGGACCAGGGCGUGUUCGAGGAGCUGACCCGGGCCUUCCUGCCACCCCUCUAUGACCACAUGCAGGCGCUGGGCGUCAUCACCACCAUCAGCCUGUCCUGGUUCCUCACCCUCUUCCUGUCCGUCAUGCCGUUCGACAGCGCCGUCCUGCUGGUCGACUGCUUCUUCUACGAAGGCAUCAAGCUCAUCUUCCAGGUGGCGCUGGCCGUCCUUCACGACAACAUGGACGCCCUGCUGGUCUGCAGCGAUGAGGGCGAGGCCAUGACCAUCCUGGGCAGGUACCUGGAUAACGUUGUGAACAAGCAGACGGUGGCUCCGCCCACUCCCCACUUGCACGCCCUGCUCACGAGUGGAGACGACCCUCCGCCGGAGAUCGACGUCUUCGACCUCAUCAAGGCAUCCUAUGAGAAGUUCGGCAGCCUGCGCUCUGAUGUCAUCGAGCAGAUGCGUUUUAAGCAGAGGUUAAAGGUCAUCCAGUCGCUGGAGGACACGGCGAAGAGGAGCGUGGUGAGGGCGAUGAUGACCGAGCUGGCUUUCAGCAUCGAGGAGCUGGAGGAGCUUUACUGUCUCUUUAAGUCCAAGCACAUGACUAGCUGCUACUGGGGCUCCAGCAGCUCGGCGGCGCAGCGCCACGACCCCAGCCUGCCCUACCUGGAGCAGUACCGGAUCGACCUGGUCCAGUUCGCCCAGCUCUUCUCGGCGCUGUCUCCCUGGGUCUGCGGAAGCCACACCCCCACGCUGUCGGCCCGGCUCUUCAGGCUGUUGGACCAGAACCAGGAUGGGCUGGUCAACUUCAAAGAGUUCAGCACCGGCCUGAGUGGGAUGUACCACGGCGACUUGACGGAGAAGCUGAAGCUGCUCUUCAAGCUCCACCUCCCACCAGCUCUGUGUGCUGAGGAGGCAGAGUCCGCUCUGGAGGCCACACACUUCUUUACUGAAGAUAAACUACAAGAAUCUUCCUUCCUGUCUGAUCUGGAUUCUGUGCGGCAGCAGGAAGUGACAUCAGGUGAAGAACCGAAGGACGGAGGAGAAGAUGUUGAGGAGAAGAAAGAGGUGAAGGACUACAGGUACUACCUGAGGAUGUGGGCUAAAGAGAAGGAGCCCAAGAGGGAAACCAUCAAGGAUUUGCCCAGGAUGAACCAGGAGCAGUUCAUCGAGCUGUGCAAGACGCUGUACAACAUGUUCAGUGAGGAGCCGAGCGAGCAGCAGCUGUACCACGCCAUCGCCACUGUGGCCAGCCUCCUGCUGCGUAUUGGAGAGGUCGGCAAGAAGUUCGGCAACGGCGCCAAGAAGGUUGAGGCCCCGCCUCCUGCCCCGCCAGGGGAGGAGGGGCCCGGCGAGGGAACCUCGACCGACGCCCAGGUGUGCCAGGCUCUGGCCGACGCCCAGCUGGAGCCGCCGGCGCCGCUGACAUCUGACGAGGAGACGAAGGACGACACGUCGGUGUCUUCGUUCUCGGUGGUGAGCUCCGGCUCGCUGCAGUGCGAGGACAUCGCCGACGACACGGUGCUGGUCAGCGGCGAGGAGAGGCGGGGAAGCACGUUGGAUGCUGAUUGGUCAAUCACCUUUGAACAAGUGCUGGCCUCACUGUUGACAGAACCAGCGCUGGUCGAGUAUUUUGAGAGGAAGAUGGACAUCCAAGCCAAAAUGGCUGCCUGUAAGGUUCAGCGGGCCGUGGAGCGCCAGAUAAGCUCCGCCUCCGACCACGAACUCAGCCAGCAUUCCUCCUGACUCACCUGAUCAGCUUGUUAGCUCACUACUCAAUUCUUCCACCUCCUGAUUGGUCACCUGCGUUUCCUGUGUCCAUUUGAGUCUGAUUGGAUCAUUGCUGAUGAUGUCAUGUCUGACUCUGACUGAUCAGUCACUGACUGAGCUAUGACAUCAUCAUGUGACUUCCUGUGGGUGUUUUACAGUAAAAGCUUGUGGGGGUCUAUAAGGCUUUUACUGUGAAAGAGAAGCAGGAAGUGUGUGAUCUCUGAUUGGUUCCCCAGUCUGCUGCAGGUGAACAGGUGUAUAUACAUCCUGUUUGUCACAAGACUGUUGAUUUAUGUCCUCGUUUUCAUGAAUUAAAAAAAAAAAAAUGACUGAAAAAAAAA
Molecule: messenger RNA, 4145 nt
Organism: Poecilia latipinna (sailfin molly)
Lineage: Eukaryota; Metazoa; Chordata; Actinopteri; Cyprinodontiformes; Poeciliidae
Gene: tbc1d9b
Product: TBC1 domain family member 9b
Exons: 23
Coding region: 190-3780 (1196 amino acids)
Molecular function (GO): calcium ion binding
Source: RefSeq, a predicted model, not a curated record